Messenger RNA from Gorilla gorilla gorilla (western lowland gorilla), 1021 nucleotides. RefSeq names its product transmembrane protein 14B (gene TMEM14B). The coding region runs from base 212 to 556 and encodes 114 amino acids. The record is from RefSeq and is a predicted model, not a curated record. Gene Ontology annotation, cellular component: mitochondrial membrane. The transcript is spliced from 6 exons. Gene Ontology annotation, biological process: regulation of heme biosynthetic process. NCBI's taxonomy places the organism in Eukaryota, Metazoa, Chordata, Mammalia, Primates, Hominidae.
GCUCACCUCUCUCCAAGGACACUGCGCACGCGCCACGACGUCCCGCCUUUCUCCCCGCCCUGCCACGCCCCCGGGGCGCAGCGCGCACGCAACCGCGUUUCCGGCGAGACCUGGCUGCUGUGUCCCGCGGCUUGACCUCCGUAGUGGACUCCGCGGGCCUUCGGCAGAUGCAGGCCUGGGGUAGUCUCCUUUCUGGACUGAGAAGAGAAGAAUGGAGAAGCCCCUCUUCCCAUUAGUGCCUUUGCAUUGGUUUGGCUUUGGCUACACAGCACUGGUUGUUUCUGGUGGGAUCGUUGGCUAUGUAAAAACAGGCAGCGUGCCGUCCCUGGCUGCAGGGGUGCUCUUCGGCAGUCUAGCCGGCCUGGGUGCUUACCAGCUGUAUCAGGAUCCAAGGAACGUUUGGGGUUUCCUAGCCGCUACAUCUGUUACUUUUGUUGGUGUUAUGGGAAUGAGAUCCUACUACUAUGGAAAAUUCAUGCCUGUAGGUUUAAUUGCAGGUGCCAGUUUGCUGAUGGCCGCCAAAGUUGGAGUUCGUAUGUUGAUGACAUCUGAUUAGCAGAAGUCAUGUUCCAGCUUGGACUCAUGAAGGAUUAAAAAUCUGCAUCUUCCACUAUUUUCAAUGUAUUAAGAGAAAUAAGUGCAGCAUUUUUGCAUCUGACAUUUUGCCUAAAAAAAAAAAAGACACCAAAUUUGGCGGAGGGGUGGAAAAUCAGUUGUUACCAUUAUAACCCUACAGAGGUGGCGAGCAUAUAACAUGAGCUUAUUGAGACCCUCAUAGAGAUCGAUUCUUGUAUAUUGAUUUUAUCUCUUCUUUCUGUAUCUAUAGGUAAAUCUCAAGGGUAAAAUGUUAGGUGUUGACAUUGAGAACCCUGAAACCCCAUUCCCUGCUCAGAGGAACAGUGUGAAAAAAAAUCUCUUGAGAGAUUUAGAAUAUCUUUUUUUUUGCUCAUCUUAGACCACAGACUGACUGAAAUUAUGUUAAGUGAAAUAUCAAUGAAAAUAAAGUUUACUAUAAAUAAUA